Yamadazyma jaroonii is the source of this 951-nucleotide messenger RNA. The record is from the annotation of a GenBank genome assembly. Lineage: Eukaryota; Fungi; Ascomycota; Pichiomycetes; Serinales; Debaryomycetaceae.
AUGAGUACAAAAACCAAUCAAAAAAAGGGUAAAGGUAUCACCGAUUUAAUAGCUGGUGGUACUGCUGGUUUAUUCGAAGCAUUAUGUUGUCAUCCAUUAGACACUGUCAAAGUUCGUAUGCAAUUGUAUAGGAAAAGUGGUAAAAAGCCACCAGGUUUUAUUAAGACUGGUAUCAACAUUGUACAAAAGGAAACUUUCUUAAGUUUGUAUAAAGGUUUAGGAGCUGUUGUUAUUGGAAUUGUGCCAAAAAUGGCUUUAAGAUUCUCUUCAUAUGAAUUCUAUAGAUCAUUGUUAUAUGAAAAAGAUGGUUCAAUUUCCACUGCUAAUACCUUCCUUGCUGGUGUAGGUGCUGGUAUUACUGAAGCUGUUGCCGUUGUUAAUCCUAUGGAAGUCGUUAAGAUCAGAUUACAAGCUCAACAUCAUUCUAUGGCUGAUCCUUUAGAUAUUCCAAAGUAUAGAAACGCUCCUCAUGCUGCUUAUGUUAUUGUAAAGGAAGAAGGUUUCAAAACCUUGUAUAGAGGUGUUUCAUUAACAGCUGCUAGACAAGCCACCAAUCAAGGGGUUAAUUUCACUGUUUAUUCAAAAAUAAAAGAAUAUUUACAACAAUAUCAUGGUACUGAAGUUUUACCAAGUUGGGAAACAAGUUGUAUUGGUUUAAUUUCUGGUGCUUUAGGUCCUUUAUCCAAUGCUCCUUUGGAUACCAUCAAAACCAGAUUACAAAAAACCAGUUAUGCUUCCAAUGAAAGUGGUUUAGUAAGAAUCGUUAAAAUCGGUAAACAAUUAAUCAGGGAAGAAGGUACUGCUGCUUUAUAUAAGGGUAUUACCCCAAGAAUUAUGAGAGUUGCUCCUGGUCAAGCCGUCACAUUCACAGUAUAUGAAUUCAUGAAAGGUGUUUUGAAUGGUGAUACCCCAGUUCCAAGUUUAACUCAACCAAAGAAAAAAUUAGAUUAA